AUGGCAGAGCCAAACUCAGUAGUGAAAGUAAUUGAGAUUUGCAGGGUGGCUCCAGAACCACAAGAAGUUCCAUUGCCCCCAGCCACACCAUGGUUCCUUCCUGAGCUAACUUUCUUUGACCUAUUCUGGCUAAGAUUUCCACCUUUUCAAAGCAUAUUUUUCUACGAAUUGCCUCCUUCCUCUGACCCAACACCACUCUUCUUUGAUUCCAUACUACCAAAACUCAAAGCCUCGCUCUCUCUCACCCUCCAACACUUUCUACCUCUAGCAGGAAGCCUCACUUGGCCUCAAACUUCCCACAAACCCCUUCUCAAUUAUGUCCAAGGCGACGCCGUUUCACUCACAAUAGCCCACUACUCUGGUGAUCAUCGUUCUGAUUAUUUCGACCAUCUUUCAAGUUGCAAUGAAUUUGUUGAAGCCAUAAAAUACCAUCCUCUCGUGCCCAAGUUGGCAAUAUCUCAUGAAAAAGCCGCAGCAAUGGCCUUGCAAAUCACCCUCUUUCCUAGCCGUGGAUUUUCAAUGGGAACAUGCAUGCACCAUGCAAUCCUAGAUGGAAAAAGUUCAACCCUGUUUCUUAAAUCAUGGGCUCACCUCUGUAAACAUGGAGGAUUAUUGUUACCGGAUAAGCUAAAACCAUUUUAUGGCGUAGUCAUCAAGGACCCUGCUGGGCUGGAAUCCAUCUACUUGAACCGCUUUCUGAAUUUGGACCGACCCGAAAAUCGAAGCUUGAUGUGUGCGCUUUGGGAAGCUCCAGUGCCACCAGACUCGGUUCGAGGCACCUUUGAAUUCACAAGCACAAAUAUACAAGCGUUAAGGCACUUGGUGAUGAAGAAGCAACAACAACAACAACAACAACAUCAAUCGGUUCACUUUUCAACGUUUUCUCUCACAUGUGCCUAUGCAUGGGUUUGCUUGGCCAAGUCAAAGGCAAAGGAAAUCAGAGGCGAGAAAAUAGCCAUGAUCUUUAGCAUUGACUGCAGGUCCCGCCUGGACCCUCCUCUCCCCGCCAACUAUUUUGGCAACGGCAUAGCGGGCGGUAGAGUAGUUGCAGAGACAAAAGGCCUGUUUGGAGAAGAUGGGUUGGUUUUGGCGGUACAUGCAAUUAGGGAAGCCAUAAAAGGUUUGGAUAAUAAGGGGAUUUUGAAUGGGGCAGAGAAUUGGGUUUCAACUUUGUAUAGCAGUGAUGCGCAGACCAAUUAUUUUAUAUUGACUUCCGUUGCUGGUUCAAAUCGGUUUCAGAUUUAUGACACUGAUUUUGGAUGGGGAAGACCAAGGAGAACAGAAGUGGUUUCUAUAGAUAAAACGGGGCGAUCUCGUUGUCAGAUAGCAAGAAUGGUGGUGGAGGUGUUGAGAUUGGGUUGGUUUUGA
Prunus mume (Japanese apricot) is the source of this 1368-nucleotide messenger RNA. NCBI's taxonomy places the organism in Eukaryota, Viridiplantae, Streptophyta, Magnoliopsida, Rosales, Rosaceae. The record is from RefSeq and is a predicted model, not a curated record.